Molecule: messenger RNA, 4785 nt
Organism: Trypanosoma brucei brucei TREU927
Lineage: Eukaryota; Euglenozoa; Kinetoplastea; Trypanosomatida; Trypanosomatidae
Product: kinesin, putative
Exons: 1
Coding region: 1-4785 (1594 amino acids)
Biological process (GO): microtubule-based movement
Molecular function (GO): ATP binding; microtubule motor activity; microtubule binding
Source: RefSeq, a predicted model, not a curated record
AUGUCUAUGCACCGUGACUUACUUCGAAUAAGGCGGCAGACGUCGAACCUUGUCUCGUCACCCUCGCCUCCUUCCUCACGUGCCAGCCCUCGUGCAAGGGUGAGUUCGGCUAGAGGGGAACAACGACAAGGUGCUAGUGAAGCCGUGCAUGUAGCAGUUCGUGUGCGGCCUUUGUCUGUCAAUGAGGCGGGACAAGAUGUCAUCGUUUCGAUGGAUCCGUCAGCGAAGAAGAUAUUCGUGAGGAACCGAGGCGAGGAGCAACAAGAGUUUCCUUUUGAGUUGCCCGUAUGGUCUUGCGGUGGAAAUGCGCUAAACGGCUCGCCGCCGGUAAGUCAGGCAGCACUGUACAAAAUGGUUGGGCAACCCCUUUUGGACCACGCAUUUGAGGGCUUUAACAGCACACUUAUGGUAUACGGUAGCACAGGCAGCGGAAAAACUUACACAAUGAUGGGUGACAUGGAUGGCGGCUUUCUGGGUGAGGACGAGGAUGUGCUCAACGAUGGUGAGGAGGGCAUUGUCCCACGCCUAUGCCGUGAGAUGUUUCAGAAGAUCAGAGAUCGCUCGGUCAGCUUGUCUGACGGGGGAACGCUGACGUGGGAUGUGCAUGCCUCCUAUGUGGAGGUUUAUUGUGAGAAGAUUAGCGAUUUACUGAAUAACGGUGCCCCUGUCACUAUUCGUGAGGUGAUCACGGAUAACGAAGCGCACUUUGCGCUCAAUGGUGCGCAGCGGGUUAACGUCCGUAAUUCAGCGGAAAUACUGCAUCUCCUAAAAAUUGGUAACAGACACAGGAAAACAGCCUCUACGGCCAUGAAUGAGCGCAGUAGUCGUAGUCAUGCUAUAUUUGUUGUGGAGCUCACCGAGAUGCUUGUAGUGAGGGGACCCGAUGGUGAGUGUGUCGGUGCCCCAGGCAAGUUCCUUACCGUUCGCCUCGUUGAUUUGGCGGGUAGUGAACGCGUUGGGGAAGCGGGCAUGUCGGGACAGCUAUUCAAGGAGGGUGUUGAUAUUAACUGCAGCCUCUUCACCCUGGGUAUGGUAAUUGAGGCUCUUUCGGAUCCUAGUCGACGCCAUAUGAGGCCACCAUACCGUGACAGUACGUUGACGAAGAUUCUAAAGGACGCAUUUGGUGGAAACAGCAAAACCACGAUGAUUUGUACCAUUGCCCCCACGGAGGCCCAACGUGUGCACACGGUUCAAACACUUCAGUACGGGCUUAAGGCGCGACGAAUUGUGAACAAGCCAUGUGCGAAGAGAGGACCGUCAGCUAAAGAGCUUCGUAAGGCCAGUGAGGAGAUGCUUAGUUUACGCCAGAAGCGCAGGGAAAGGCAACCACAAGGCACUGGCUUGGAGGAAUCGUAUGCUGAUCUAAGGCGUGCUGGCGACGGAGGCUUACAUAAUGGGGGUGCUUUACGUCAUUCUGAGAGCUCGUCGGAAGGCAAGGAGACUUCUCUUGGCGGCUCCAAUUUCGCUACAGAUGAGGAGAGGGACCGUUACAGGAGGAAGAUGGAAGAGCUGGAAGAAGAAAUUGAGCGUGCGAGGGCGAGAUACAGAGAGCAGGGGCGGGAGCUGCAAAACAUAAGGAGAGAGAGUGCGGCUGAGGCUGAGGUGCGUUUAAGGGCGUUAGAAGCCCAAUUCAAUGAGAAGGAAAAUCAUUUGAAGCGGAAAGGUCACGAAAUUCAAAGGAAGCACCGUGAUGCGGAGAGCCGAUUGAAAGAGUUUAAAAAUUUUUCGGAGGAGCGCAUUUCUGACCUCCUUCGUGCACAGGGGGAGCUGAAAGAUAAGUUACACGAGAAGGAACUUGCAGUCGGGCAGCGUGAGCGGGAGCUGCAGGAGGCCCAGAGUCGUGCCGAGGAGGAGGUUUCCCGUUUGCAUCAGCGCAUGAUGCAGCAGGAACGAAAAUGGCUUGAGCGCCAUAAGGCUUUGGAAGCUGAAAUUUGCGCACAGGAAGACAAAAUGAGGGACCGAUUGCGUGAUGCUAUGGAGAGAAUGCGUAAUGUGGAAGAAGUUGCAGCACGUCGCGAGAGUGAGCUUCACCGCAAGUGGUUAGAUGCCCAGCAAGCGACCCGAGAGCUUCACCACAAGUUAGCUGAGAGCGAGGCAGAAAAGGCGCGACAAAUAUCUCAGGAUCGCCGGGAAACAACCAAACGCGAGUCUGAACUUGCCCAUAAAUUGGAAGAAACUGAGCGCGGCCGAAAGGCCCUCGAACGUGAGGCGGUAUCGCUAAAGACUGAAUUGGAUGUGUUGAAGGAAGACUACGAGAUGCUCGCUAAAAACAGCAGGGAGGGUUGUGAUGCGGAGGCGCGGCUUCUCCCCCUUGAGGAGGAACUAAAGAGGCGAGAGGAGCGGCUGCAGCAACGCGAGGAACAGGCCCAGGCAUCACUCGAUGAAGUUCUAAAGAAGCAAGAGGAACUGGACCGCUUACACCUCGCAGUCAUUGCCAAAGCAGAUGCUAUUGAGAAGGAUGCGGUUGCCGCACUUCGGGAAAGGGAGAGUCGCCUUCAGAAGCGUGAAGAUGAGCUUAAGAGCUUGGAGCAUGAGUUGGAGGCACGCUCCGCGGUUUUGGAUGUGGAGGCCAAGUAUAAAUCAAUGGAGUACGAUACGAAGGAGAGUGGGGCAGAGGCUUUAGCUUCCCGCGAACGCCGCGCCACAGAACUGCUUCAAGAUGAACUUCAGGAAGCAUUGCAACGUGUUCAUCUCGACAUGAAACAGAGGGAAGAGAAGUUUGAUCGAAUGGAAGAUGAUAUCAAGCGAUGUCGUGAGCAGUUGGAGAAUCUCUACAACGAGCGGGAUGAGAUGCUUAGGCGUGCAUCCACAUCCUCCGCUGGACGCAGCUGCGUGUUUGACUCGCCGCUUCCCGUUCCUCCACGGGGUUGCCGAAGAUGCAGGUCGGGUACAUCGUGGCCGUCCAACUGUAGCACGAUGGGGACCGGGGAGGAAAAUGAUGCGUCUCUCAGUGGGCGGCAGUUCUCUCCUAACCAAAGCAGCGCGUCGCAGCAAGAACCGCGCUGCUCAGAGAACGGGGUUGAGGGGGGGAGGUCGUCUGAACUGCGUCCGAUAAGUGCUCUUGCGGGGGAGUCGGUUUGCUUAUGGCUCAAGAAUAUGCUGAUCACUAUGGAGGAAAGGAGCCGCGGCUUACUUGAGGAUUUGUGCUAUCAUGAAUACAGUGUCCUCGAGCGGAUGACGUCCAUCGGCUCUCUUUUUUCGUUUGGCGAAAAUGCUCCCAACACGAGGAGCCCUGAGGUGGCCGCCAGGGUGGUUGACCGUACUUCGGUGUCUGCAUGUAGUGACCAUUUGCGCGGUGGUUUUCGACUUGGAUCAAUAUGUGGUGUCGUGCCCCAUGAUGCUCCUUGCGUGCCUAGCCUCAUGCAUACUGAAGCGGACUGCGGUUUAAGAGAUGCAGCAUCGGAACAUGAACAACUUGCCCAGCGUAUAGUCGCGUUUGAACGGCUGCAGCAUCAACGUGAGGUCGAGUUUCAGCAGAAGGAUGAGCAAAUCAGGGAAUACCUAGUUGAAGUGGAGGCGAUGGAUCGUGAAAGGAUGGCGAUGUAUCGCUUAAAGGAGGAGGAACACGAGGCUGCGGCUGCACAGUUGCAGAUGGCAAAACGUGAGUUUGACCACCGUGUUAAUUGCAUGCAGCAAACCCUUUUUUGCCGCGGCGCGCAGCAACACGCUGAGUCCAUAGUCUUGCAGGAGGCCGCUGAACGUGAGAACAUUUUUCGGCUAUUCAACAUUCAACUUCACAAGAUUUUCGCCCAUGAGAGAAACAUGGCGCACCAUACGAACUGUGUGGACUUGUUGCGCCAGAGAGAGGAGGUGAUCACGCUUGAGGAGGCACAACUCCAGAAACGUAUAAGUCAGCUAAAGGACGAGGAGGAUGAGUGGAAAAGACGUCGUUCCACCGAGGAGACGCAGAUACUCACGUACCUAUUGGAGCUACAAAACGAAGAUAUGCUGCGCAAGCAAGCCAUUGGGGAGAAGGGAAGCAGAGAGGACACCGCGAAAUACUGCGAAGACGCCGAACUCGGGGUUGCGGGUUUGUGUAAUGUGAUGCAUCGAGUAAGGGAUCACACGCAGAAGUGUGAACUUGCGGUACAAAAGAUGGAGAGUGAACUGGAACAGCAGGCAGAUGCGGAGAAGGUCUUGGAGGAACGUGAAGCUGCUGUUGAACGGCGCCGUCGUGAACUUUCCACCAGCAUGGAGUCUCGGGAGCGUUCCCUUUUGGACAGGGAAAUGGAACUGGAGGAGUUGACUCGUCGGCUUAAAGGUGACAUACAAAAACGUGAACUUGCGAUACAAAAGAUGGAGAGUGAACUGGAACAGCAGGCAGAUGCGGAGAAGGUCUUGGAGGAACGUGAAGCUGCUGUUGAACGGCGCCGUCGUGAACUUUCCACCAGCAUGGAGUCUCGGGAGCGUUCCCUCUUGGAACAGGAAGUGGACCUACGGAAACUGUCCACUAAAGCAGGGGAUAAUUGUCGUAAACGUCCGGGUUCUCGUGUGGCACAUAAUCAGGAAGGUUCCUACUACGUUGACAUCAAGAAACUUCUGGAGGUCUGUGGAUUUCAACUGCCGGGUGGAAAAGUUGAAUUCCCGGACGGCGCUGACACACCGAUUGAACUGACCGAUAACCUUAUCGACGUUAUCGAAUCACUACGACGCCAGCUAAAGGUAUGGAUUCAAAAGUAUCGUGUGCUGAAGUCAGAUGAGAAACUGGAGUGUGAACGCUGUUUGUGGCAGAAUAACCGUGGUGCCACUGUGUGCCGAUGCUGCGGCAAUGCUCAACUUGUGUAA